Gryllus bimaculatus (two-spotted cricket) is the source of this 3091-nucleotide messenger RNA. NCBI's taxonomy places the organism in Eukaryota, Metazoa, Arthropoda, Insecta, Orthoptera, Gryllidae. The record is from the annotation of a GenBank genome assembly.
UUUUGCAAAAAGUGAUUUAUUUUGUUAGUGUUUUUGGUUUAUUAAAUGUAUUCUUGCCAUGAGCGAUGGCGUGGGGUAACGAGUUAUGCACGUUCACAUCUAAUAGCUUUGAAUUUUCAGUAGAAUGUACUAAAAUACUGAAAUAACAUCGGAGAUGUAAUUAUUUUAAGGGGCUUAAUGUGGUUGUAAUCUGAAUAUUACUUAAUUACGUCGUGUAACGAUUUUUAGUUUCUUGGGAGCUCAGUUCUCGUAUUUACCAAGUAUAAUUACCAAAUCUUCAGCUUGUUCUUGUUAGAAAUUUUCUAAACGAUGCUUCUUUACAGGUGAACGUACCUAAACAGAGGCGUACUUACUGCAAAAAAUGUAAGAAACAUAAGCCCCAUAAGGUCACCCAGUACAAGAAGUCUAAGGAAAGACAGGCAUCCCAAGGCAGACGAAGAUACGACCGCAAACAGCAAGGUUUCGGUGGACAGACGAAGCCCAUCUUUAGGAAAAAGGCUAAAACCACCAAGAAAAUCGUGCUCAGAAUGGAAUGCUCAGAAUGCAAGUACAGAAAGCAAGUGCCCCUUAAGCGCUGCAAACAUUUUGAACUUGGAGGUGACAAGAAACGCAAGGGCCAGAUGAUCCAGUUCUAAGAAUUGUAUAAUAUCCAUUGCUUCAAAAAUAAAUGAAAAAUGUUUCUAAAAGGUUUUUCUUUUUCUUGUGCAUGCCAAGUACCUUGCUUUUUGUUUAUGGAACUGAUUUAAAGGAUAUUUUUUCCAACAGUGGUAAAAUCCUAAUUUUUUUGUGUAAAUGAAAACAUUUGGAUAAAUAUUGUUGUAAUAAACUGUUUUGCACUUCCGUAUUGAAAUAAUUUGUUACAGCCAUGUUAUUCCUUUAUGGUGAUGUUGCAAAGAUCACUCUAGAUCUUUUUGAAAAAUUGUUGAAAGUUGGUGCAACUAUGAAACGAUGUAUUAUUCAUUAAUAUAAAGAAAACACAUCUUUUACUUUUUUCAUGGGACCCUAGUAAAAAUGGUGUACAUUGGGGGAAGUGUAAAUAAGGGGAAAUGCCUUUUUUCUUCAAAACUAUGAGUAUAGUAAAAUGUAUUUAGGUACAACCAAUUUUAUAAUAUGCUUUAAUAUGCAAUAUUACACAUAACAAAUAAUAGUACAUGGUCCAAUAGAAAUCGGAGAAUUUGUGACAUUGGAAAUCGAUGUAUUAACUGAAGCAAAGUGAAUUUUAAAUGUUGCAAUGACACUUCCACAAGUCCCUGCCAUCCACUUAUGGAAGUCUUUGACAAUGCAACAAUGUACUUGUUGGUUGAAGGGAAAUGGUAUUUGUACACAAAGAAAAAAGCAAAAAAACAAACUGAACUUUACAUUUUUCCCAACUCAAAAAAAUACAUUUUUCGGCAGUUCAUAUCGAUUUCCAACUAACUAUUAUUUAAAUAUAUUUAUGAAAUAAUAGAAAGGUUCAGGAAACAAAUUUACAGUUAAAAAUGUACGGAGGAUUCCAUACUCUGAUGUUUGAGCUAGUAAAGGAUGGGGAGAAAUUACUAUUUCUGAAUGAGAAAGUGUGAAGCUGUGAGUGAGGAUGAUAUAAAAUUAUCGUGAGGUUCUCUCUCUUAAGCCUGUCACGUGAUGUUGCAUUAAUGUGCGUCACCUAAUGCUGAUGACGUCACAACAGGUGGUGUUGAUUCACACUAUCUAAUGCAAAAUGGCACACAAGGCUCUUGACAUGAGUAGUGCCCACAGCUCAAGCUACAACUUUUAAGUUUUCUAGCUUUCAAAGCUCGAUGCCCACUAGGCGACUAGUGUUGACAACAAUUCAUGUCACCAAGAGCACUCGUGUGUCAUUUUGCAAAAGAUACUGUUAAUCUACCAUGCACUUAAUGGAUUCGUGUGUGCAGGCAUUGGCACAGCUGGCGUCAUGAGCGUUAAGUGAUGCCAGACAAUGCACCGCUUGUGGGGCAAAGACCUUGUGUUCUUCUACCAACACAUAUCAGUCAAUUUUUCUACUUUUUAAAUACCUCUGUAAUGUCAUGAAAUGAAAAUUUGUGUAGAUGUAGCUGCUCAAUAACGAUUUUCACUGUAUUUAAAUUUUCUAGUUGUCUUGUAACAUUUCAUAACUCUGCAAUAUUGCACCAUUUCAACAGCCUUUCUGAUAUGGCUAUCGUGCAUUGUGCAUGAUGCAAAGUGCUUUCCAGAUGUUGUGGCAAGCAAACUUGUAAAUUGCAGGAAAAUCGAAAUUAAACCAUCUUAAAUGUGGGGUAUUUAUAACACGAAUAUUGAUGGGACCAACAAGAAAUGUAAAUGCUGGGAAAACGUUAAUUACGGGAACGCAGGUUUACUGUAAUAUCGACAUGUUUUGGAAUUAAACUAUUGUUAAUCUCAGAUACACACGUGGAUGCAUUCACAUUGAAAAUUGGACGAGUAGAGAUCCUAUAGUGAAAAAUGAUUCAUAAUGUUCAGUUGAAAAUGGGGGUUGAAGAACAUCAAUGUGUUCUGUUGUAGCUGGUAAGUUGUGAACAAUUCCUUGGUGUUACUUGUGAAAGAUGGUCUUAGAAGCUCAUUCUCACCCAUCAUAGAAUUUUCUAGACUUUAGUUAUCAGAAGACUUUGUCAUUUGAGAUUUCUGUUGUGACUCAAAUUUUUGAAUUACAGGAAAUAUGGUCGAUUAGUGUGCUAAUCCUUCAGUGCAGGAAAAUUACCAUUAUUUAUAUGGUAAACUAGCCCCUCAUGCACGUCGCUUAAAUUUUGCUACUUUCCACUUUAAGGGUUUCAGAGGGCCAAUCGAAACAAUACACUGGUUUGGGGUUGGAUUGAAGUAAUGAAUGGAAUGUUUUUAUUAUUAAAUAAACUUGUAAAUUAACCUUUAAUACAUUAUGCAUUUUGCACAUUUGAUUUUCAGUAAUUUAGAAUCUUGUUUUUUGAAUGUUCUUUGCAAAAAUUGUUUUUUCAAUCACAGAAAAGUGAUGACGUAAAUAUAAUUUACAAUAAUUUUAUAUUCCUAUGUAUCUCAAAAACUUGAAUAUGUUUUAUGGAUAUUAAGAUAUCUCGCUCGUUUGAAAUAAUUUGUCUGCCAGUUUCUUAAAAUAUAUACUUUUCUCCAU